AUGCAUCUCAGACUUCAUCAGGUGCUUCUGUUGCUGUUGAGCACCUGGCUCACAGUCUCCUUCUGCUUUUCCUUCCAUGAUGAUGUAUCAUCAUUUGCACGGCGAGAUGAACCAAAGUGGUUGGCCCCCUUAAAGCGUGGAUACAACCCAUGCCGCAGCAGAUGCAGUUCCAAGAGCUGCUGCCAACUCCCUCCAUCCUCCUCCAACGAGGGAGACGCAGAAGGCGUAUCUGUCCGCUCUCUAGAUGCCCGGGCUUUGUUCGAGGUUGACGAAGACACCGUCGACGCCGAGAUAGUCAGACGAUUCGACGAGGGGAAGGUCAAGCUGAUCUUCGACUCUGGUGCCGGUACCGACGACUCAACCUCGGCUUGGAAGCCCAUCAGUGCCAUCAACCCCAGGAGCAGGGCUUUUGACCUCGGUCUGAGCGCACUCUGCGGCUGCACCGGCCUCAUCGUUUACUCCCAGAACGGAGCCUACGGGGCACACUUCUUCGAGGCCGCCGCGUGGGGACGUGGAGACGCUGCCUUCAAGGAGCAUGUCGAAGACUUUCUCAAGAACGGUGCAAGAGGCUCGGGGGGACUUGCAGAGUUUACUGCACAGCUCACUAAGGACGGUGCAGACGUGGCAGCGUACAUCCUAACUCCGCAGCAGGAGCUCCCUGAUGAGGCUGAAGGGGCCCCAGGCUACGUCGAAGGCGAGCUCAUGUACAAAGAUCAGGUGCAGAAACUCGUUGACCUGCUGCCUGAUAUUAUCCCUGGCCUUCGAGGUCAUAUCCAGGUGAACCAUUACCAAGCUCUUGACGGCAUGACAGGCGAGGAUGGUGAAGACGUCAAUCCCGGUCAAGCUAGACUCCUCGACACAACUGCCAGAGGCCGUAUUCUGCUGCAAUAUGAUCCUUCGAAUAACGGAGUCAGAACGGUUCGUCUUUUUUUCGAGACAAAAUUGAUCUUUAAUAGACAAUUGGGUAACGCCGUCUAG
Fusarium vanettenii 77-13-4 is the source of this 978-nucleotide messenger RNA. RefSeq lists its product as uncharacterized. The record is from RefSeq and is a predicted model, not a curated record. The coding region runs from base 1 to 978 and encodes 325 amino acids. NCBI's taxonomy places the organism in Eukaryota, Fungi, Ascomycota, Sordariomycetes, Hypocreales, Nectriaceae. The transcript is spliced from 2 exons.